CCAGUCAGUAGGUGGCAGUAUUCAGCUAAUAAAUUGCUAAAUAAAAAAUAAAAAAAAAACUGUAGAAAGAAAGCUAACUGCUUCUGCGUUCUUCUUUCGUUUGAGUCGGAAUUUGCUCUAAGUCUAGUUUUAACUGGACAGAUUCUGCUUAAGUGGUUGAGUCCAUCCACUCGGAAACAUGGAUUUCCAGCAUCGAGCCGGAGGGAAAACCGGCAGCGGCGGGGUGGCCUCUGCCUCCGAGAGUAACCGUGACAGGCGUGAGCGCUUACGCCAGCUGGCUCUGGAGACAAUCGACAUCAACAAAGACCCCUACUUUAUGAAGAAUCAUUUAGGCUCAUAUGAGUGCAAACUUUGUCUGACGCUUCACAACAAUGAGGGCAGCUACUUGGCUCACACACAAGGAAAGAAGCAUCAGACUAACUUAGCACGGAGAGCAGCCAAAGAGGCAAAAGAAGCUCCUGCUCAACCAGCUCCAGCCAAAGUAAAGGUUGAGGUCAAGAAGUUUGUCAAAAUUGGUCGACCAGGAUACAAGGUGACCAAGCAGAGGGAUCCAGAGACCGGUCAGCAGUCGUUAUUGUUCCAGAUCGACUAUCCUGAGAUUGCCGAAGGAAUCGGACCAAGGCAUCGUUUCAUGUCUGCCUAUGAGCAGCGCAUCGAGCCCCCCGAUCGCCGCUGGCAGUACCUGCUGUUCGCUGCCGAACCUUAUGAAACUAUCGCCUUCAAGGUUCCCAGCAGGGAAAUAGAUAAAGCAGAAAAUCGCUUCUGGACCCACUGGAACAAAGAAACUAAACAGUUUUUCCUGCAGUUCCACUUCAAAAUGGAGAAAGCUAUUUCCCAGCCCGGCGGUCCAGUUCCUCCUCCCGGCAUGAAGCACCCACCUCCACUCAUGAGCGGGCCAGGAUCUCGGCUGCCCAGUGAUUCGCUGCCCCCUCCUCCUCCAGGAGGGAUGUCGGUUCCUCCUCUCCCACCCGGGGCUCCUGGCGCCCCACAGAUGCCCCCACAGAUGCCCAUGCCCCCCAUGCCCAUGAGACCGCCGCCUCCGGAAGGCCUCGGAAUGAAUUAAUUUACUAUAAUUGGUUUUGUCAUAGUUUUUUUUUUUUUUUUAAUUAUCAUUUCUGGACUUAUAAUUUUCGGGAUAAAAUAUGUUCGGUCACUUCUCCAACAUGUUUUUUUUUUUUUUUUUUCCCCUACUAAAAUCAGUACAUAAUGUGAGCUGAAAACUUUUUUGACAAACAGUUUUUCUAAAUAAAUACCAAGAAAAAAUA
Molecule: messenger RNA, 1265 nt
Organism: Poecilia latipinna (sailfin molly)
Lineage: Eukaryota; Metazoa; Chordata; Actinopteri; Cyprinodontiformes; Poeciliidae
Gene: sf3a2
Product: splicing factor 3a, subunit 2
Exons: 8
Coding region: 179-1063 (294 amino acids)
Biological process (GO): spliceosomal complex assembly
Cellular component (GO): catalytic step 2 spliceosome; nucleus; U2-type prespliceosome
Molecular function (GO): nucleic acid binding; zinc ion binding
Source: RefSeq, a predicted model, not a curated record